CUGCCACAGUCGGCUGCCUUUCCAGUUGCACAGCAGCCCCAGUGUGACCCCCAAAUGUCAAUGCAGAGUUGCCCAUUGUGUUGGCCAAUGACACUAAUACCAAUGCAGGUGUGAAAAAUUCCCUGAUAGCCAAUGACAUGACUUUCCAAACAGCAAAGAUUCCUUGGAGUCCAGAGAAUAAACGCCCCCAAAUGCGGAUGGUAAAAAAAGUCUUGGAUACUGAGGACAAGGCCGCCUUCCGCCUUCAUGACAGCAUGCCCCGAUACAUAUAUUUUGCAGCCAAUAGUACAAACAAGUGGGGCCAUAAACGUGGCUAUCGGAUCCAGAUAGUCAGUUUUUCUGGGGAUCACUUGCCAGAAACAGACCCAAUGGAGCGCGCCAUCAGUUGGGGCAGGUACAAGCUGGCUGUCACUAAGCGGAAGGAGAACGAACCAUUCAGCACCAGUGUCUAUAAUCAGAUGGACCCAUGGACACCUUCAGUUGCUUUUGCUGACUUCAUAAACAAUGAGACCAUAGUCAAUGAGGAUCUGGUUGCCUGGAUCACUACUGGAUUCCUGCAUAUUCCACAUGCUGAGGACAUGCCCAACACAGUGACACUUGGGAAUGUGGUUGGCUUCCUUCUGAGACCCAACAACUAUUUUGAUGAUGAUCCUUCUAUGUAUUCUCCUGACAGUGUUUUCUUCACUGGCCAGCAGGACCCUACUUCCUGCAGUGUCAACCACCUUGCUUGCCUUUCAGAAAUAACUUCAUGCUUGCCCAACUUUCCACCUUUUACUUAUGAGGGCUUCCAAAACCAGACAAUGGACUGAUUUCUUCUGAACUCCACUGGUUGGUAGGGGUGUGCAUUUUGGAAUUUUCUCGUUUCAAUUUGUAUCCGAAUCAAAACACCCCCAUUUUGUUUUGUAGCCAAAUUUUCAGAAUCCGAAUCACCCCUGUUUUGUUUUGUUGCUGAAUUUUCAGAAUCCGAAUCCAAAUUGAUUUGGAUUUUUAAAAAGGGUCCCAGGGCAAAAAGAGUGGGUGGUCGUGGUAGUGUUCAAUGGGUAGAAGCUACCACCCAAAUUUCAAAG
Hemicordylus capensis (graceful crag lizard) is the source of this 1067-nucleotide messenger RNA. RefSeq names its product membrane primary amine oxidase-like. Gene Ontology annotation, biological process: amine metabolic process. Gene Ontology annotation, cellular component: plasma membrane. Lineage: Eukaryota; Metazoa; Chordata; Lepidosauria; Squamata; Cordylidae. Bases 138 to 809 code for a protein of 223 amino acids. The record is from RefSeq and is a predicted model, not a curated record. The transcript has 4 exons. Gene Ontology annotation, molecular function: primary methylamine oxidase activity; copper ion binding; quinone binding.